Lutzomyia longipalpis is the source of this 1694-nucleotide messenger RNA. It is a transcript of the gene Septin2, whose product is annotated as septin-2. The transcript is spliced from 4 exons. Gene Ontology annotation, molecular function: GTP binding; GTPase activity; molecular adaptor activity. Gene Ontology annotation, biological process: cytoskeleton-dependent cytokinesis. The coding region runs from base 147 to 1412 and encodes 421 amino acids. The record is from RefSeq and is a predicted model, not a curated record. Gene Ontology annotation, cellular component: septin complex; cell division site; microtubule cytoskeleton. NCBI's taxonomy places the organism in Eukaryota, Metazoa, Arthropoda, Insecta, Diptera, Psychodidae.
CUGUGGAAAAUUUCCCCGUAGAUUUUUUAUAUGGUUUUAUGUGAUAUUCGGAAAAGUUCGUUAGGUUUUCGUGAAAGUCUUCAGCUUCUCCGGUAACAUAAAGUGCAAUAUAUUUUCAUUUCAUUGUGAAUUGUGGAAUUUCAGCAAUGGCGUCUGCAGAAGUUUGUGCAGUUGGAAAAAUGUUGGAAAAUCAGCUGAGGACACUUAAAUUGGCUGGCCAUGUUGGUUUCGAUAGUUUGCCUGAUCAAUUGGUUAACAAGAGUGUCCAAAAUGGAUUUGCAUUCAACAUCAUGUGCAUCGGAGAGACGGGAUUGGGAAAGUCAACGCUCAUGGAUACUCUAUUCAAUACUAACUUUGAGUCAUCUCCGAGUCCUCAUUCCCUACCAAAUGUUAAACUAAAAUCAAACACCUACGAAUUACAGGAGAGUAAUGUAAAGUUGAAGCUCACCAUUUGCGAUACAGUUGGAUAUGGUGAUCAAAUAAACAAAGACGAUUCAUUUAAAGCCGUUGUGGACUAUAUUGAUGCUCAAUUUGAGGCUCAUCUUCAGGAGGAAUUGAAGAUUAAGAGAUCUUUACCAACUUACCAUGAUACACGCAUUCAUGCCUGUCUAUACUUCAUUUGUCCAACAGGACAUGGCUUGAAAUCAAUUGAUCUUGUUUGUAUGAAGAAAUUGGAUACAAAAGUAAAUAUCAUUCCCAUAAUUGCAAAAGCUGAUUCAGUGUCCAAGGCUGAGCUGCAGAAAUUCAAAGCAAAAAUCAUUGAUGAACUCCAUGCCAAUGGGGUACAUAUUUAUCAAUUUCCCACAGACGAUGAGUCGGUUUCCGAAGUGAAUACCGCCAUGAAUGCUCAUGUACCAUUUGCCGUUGUGGGAAGUACGGAUUUUAUUCGUAUUGGAAAUAAGCAAAUUCGUGCACGUCAGUACAUUUGGGGUUCGGUGCAAGUUGAGAAUGAGAGUCAUUGUGACUUUGUGAAGCUCCGGGAGAUGCUUAUUCGGACAAAUAUGGAGGAUAUGCGCGAGAAGACACAUACACGACACUACGAAUUGUACCGGCAGAAGCGCUUGGAACAGAUGGGCUUCACUGAUGUUGACAGCGACAAUAAGCCGGUAUCAUUCCAGCAAACAUUCGAGGCAAAACGUUCCAAUCACUUGGCUGAGCUACAGCAAAAGGAAGAUGAGAUGCGUCAAAUGUUUGUGGUGAGGGUGAAGGAGAAGGAGGCUGAACUUAAGGAAAAUGAAAAGGAGUUGCAUGCUAAAUUUGAUAAAUUGAAGAAGGAUAAUGCCGAAGAUAAGAGGAAACUUGAGGAAUCUCGUAAGAAGUUGGAAGAGGAAUUUGUUGAAUUCAGUCGACGUAAGGCACAGCUAACAGCUUCACAUCAUACUCUCACCUUGGGGAAGAGCAAAAAGAAAUAAUUCACCAAAUUCACCCACAAAAGCAAAGAUUAAAUGUCUACUUUUUAUAAAUUAUAUUAUUUUUCAAUUUAUAAAACAUGAUAAAUGUAUAAGUUCUUUUUUAACUGCAAAUUCUCUUUUAUUUUUUAAACGUACUUCAAGACUAGUUAAGAAUAUUUUAUUGGAUACAAAUGUAAGAUUGAAAAGCAACAAAUUUUUGCAUUUUAAUAUCAUAAUUUCGCUUUUUAUUCUGUAAACUUUAUGAAAUAUUCUCGAAUAAAUAUGAUACUUUUCGAAAUAAAA